CGUGGUAUGCCUGUGUGUGUCUAUCCAUCCUUGAGCAUCGCUGGCGGCGAGCCUGGCGCGUAAGGAGCACUUCCGUUCUGCCCGGUGUACAAGGGUUCGUUAGAAGCCGCGCCACAAGAGGAGAGACUUUAACCGGCGGAGCGCCGUCACCGAGCACCAUAAAAACAUGCCUUCGCGGGAGGUAGGAAACCUGGCGGUCGCCGCGGCGUUCGCCCUCUUCUCCGCCUUCCUCUUCUUCGCCCGCGACGAGGCCGGCGCUUGGCGAGAGAACUUCCUCAACCUUCCCAUCGGCGGAUCCACCGCCCCUAUCGCCUCCAACUCCGAUCCCUAUGUCCCGGCCGUGCACCUCGCCGGCGUAACCGGGGACGGCAACAGCAAAGGGCCUCCGGUAGCGUCGGAAUCAGAUGAUGCAGCGGCGGCAGCGGCAGCGGCGGCGGCAGCGGCGACAGAAUCAGCAGUGGCGGCGGCGGCGGCGGCGGCAGCUGAAGCAAAGGCGGCAAAGGCAGCGGAGGCAAAGGCAGCAGCGGCAGCGGAGGCGGCAGCAGCCGCAGCAAGGGCAACGGAACCAGCGAAGGCAAAGGCAGCAGGCCUCGCCAAGACGCCGCUGUCGCCGGACGUCCGGGACCCCGCGACGGGCUUGGUGUUGCCGAGAACAAAGCAGUUCGCGUCCUCGAAAACGGGGCUCGUCUGCCUCGGGGUGGGCGUGAGGGUCAAGUCGGUCGCCUUCGUGACUGUCAACGUCUACACGGUGGGGCUGUACGUCGAGCCGAAGGGUGCGCGAAAAGCGCUCAAGAGUUACGCCGGCAGGGACCCCGAAGAGCUGAGCAAGGACAAAUCGGUCUACCGCGUGCUGGGUGGAGCGGGCGACUUCUCCAAGUACCUGCACCUCGUGUUCGCGCGGAGCGUCGGAGCGCAGAAAGUUGUUGACGCGUUCACCGCCGUCAAGGGGGUGAACCAGGACGUUCUCGACAAGUUUUCGAGCCUGACGAUGGAGGGCGUCGGGAAGUCCAUCGACAGGGAGGAGUCGGUUACGCUGGGGUGGGAGGGCAAGGAUAGGCUGGUGGUCUUGGUCCGCGACAAGGAGAUCGGCAGCAUCAUCGACGAGGCCCUCCCUGCGUCGGUGUUCAGCCUUUUCUUGGGGUCCGACCCGGUCUCGCCGGUGGCGAAGACCGCGUUCGCGGAAGGCGUGCCCCCGUUCCUGGCAAGCUAAUUUUGUUUCGAGGGGGGGGGGG
Molecule: messenger RNA, 1232 nt
Organism: Ectocarpus sp. CCAP 1310/34
Lineage: Eukaryota; Phaeophyceae; Ectocarpales; Ectocarpaceae
Source: the annotation of a GenBank genome assembly